Dermacentor andersoni is the source of this 9731-nucleotide messenger RNA. RefSeq lists its product as uncharacterized. The record is from RefSeq and is a predicted model, not a curated record. Gene Ontology annotation, molecular function: protein binding. Lineage: Eukaryota; Metazoa; Arthropoda; Arachnida; Ixodida; Ixodidae. Gene Ontology annotation, cellular component: membrane.
ACAUAUUUUAAUUACAUUAAAGUAUGCUUUACCUCUAUUAUUAAAUUACUUUUGUGGAGUUCUAGUUUCGGUUUUGCUACUGACGCCAUCUUUCAGCUACAAGGAGAACCGAACAAGACGCCAUUUGGGAAAGGGAUCAAGUCGGUCGAGGGACCAGAGAAGAAACUUUACUCGGACAUGGAGUGGCUACGUUUGCCGAUCCUGCUACAAAGUCUCCUACAUCCUCAAAUGAGUGUCGUCGUGUGAUCCCUGUCGAAGUUUUUCAUACAACCUCUCGUGCUAGCUAUGAUGGGACGUCUCUCCGCGCGGACUGUUUACGGAACGGAGUUGAUUAACCGGACCGUCUCCUCGGAAACUUGCCAACCUCGGGACUAGACCUCGGAAAACAGCAAGCGGCCGUGAUGAUGGAUGGCCUGCCCCUACCAGGAGGAUGUGUGGACAGGCGAGGCAGUCCUGUGGAGCACGGUGACCGGUACACGCCCGAGGGCAAGGACCCCUGUGAGCAGUGCACCUGCCAGCGUGGACGGCCAGACUCCUGCUCCAUCACUUCCUGCUACCCACCAGCCCACUGCCACCAGCCAUACCUUAGGGGUUCGGGCGAGUGCUGCGACUAUGCCUGCAACGGCACCACGCUUGGUUCACCCGAUGGAGCAGAUGUGCAGAGUGCCACUACUCUGGGCCUUCGGAUGGUGGCCAGCACAGUGGCAUCAUUUCUCAUUGUGGCUCUGCUGCUGUUCAUGAUCCACCGACUCCGCAAGAGGCGCCUGCUGGUCAUGUUACGAAGGCUGAAUGGGUGCCGGGCAGCGGCCAGCCUGGAAGAGGCCUGCUUGGCGCGGCAGCUGGCACUUGAAGAACAAGGCGUGGGCUUCCUGGGUGGCUUCUGCCCUGACCCCCCUCCGCCGUACACCUUCUGGAAACCCCCAGAGGCUUACGUGCCCCCUGGAGAGGCCCCACCUCCUUACGAUGCUCCUCCUGCAUUACUUGACCGGCAGCUGCAACAGCAGGAAGUCACACCCAUCUCUACCGAGCCAUUGCCACGUGUUGCAUCGGCCACGCCUCCAUUGCUGUGUGGAGGCUCAUCAACCAGCAGUGAGGCAGGGGAGCUGCCUCAACAGCAACGAGCAAUUCGCUCAGAUGCUUACUAUGAAGAUGGGUUACGACACGUGACGGUUGUGCUCGUUGGGGACCAAGCAGCACGUAGGCGCCUGUCGCACUGCGAGCCUUCCGUUCGACACUUGGUUCAAGACGGUGACAAGCGGCUAAGCUUGCAGGGCCCUCCUUCGAAUCAAAACAACAAUGUGUACCCUGACCCAACUUCCUGGGGUGGAGAAGGUGAAGAAGGCGGAAGUGAGACGAGUUCAAGCUGCACUGCGAGCGUUGACGACCGUCAAGGUGCAUUCAGUCCCACCAGCAGUGAGUCCAGCGCUUCCGCAGAUGCCCCGGAAGUCGGCCAAGUUCCACAGCCAGCAGCCACUGCUGCCACAGACCCACCCAGGGCGAGGCACCCCUUAGACAGGACGCUGCAAAGGCUCAAGCGCUUUUCUAUGCCAAAACGCAAGGUUUCCAAGAAGUCCCCCACAGCUGGAGCAUCGUCGUUUGCCGAAGGCAUCGCAACGUCCUGCUGUCUCGGCCACAGCUCAGGCAUGGAGUCAGACAAGAACCGAACUAGGGAAGCCAAGGCUGUGAGCGCUUCCCCACAGGGUACCCAGCAGCUGCCCGAAAAUGGUGGUGGACUCGAACGACUGCCUGCUCCUCCACUAGAGGCUCAGCACUCUUCUGCUGCCCGCCAGGAGAGUGCAGAAGACAAGGCCACAAGAAAGAAAACGGGCAAGAGAAAGCUGUUCUCACUCCCCUCAUGGGACAGCUCAGUCUUGCGGAGAGUGCCGGAAGGCUGCAGCGAAGUGCGCAAUCUAUCAGGAGCCCACAUUGCAUCAGAAGCAGCUGCGCCCACUGCAGGGAUGGUGAGGGACGUGGUGCGGCCCUGCUCCCUAGACCUUCCGACGGCCACGUCGACGCCCAAGACUCUUACCUCUGCCUGCCCUGUGGUCAUCACGGUCAAGUGCAGGCCUGUGAGGACAGAACAGCCCAGUAGUGAUGUGUCGGACCACCAGGCGGAGUCGCCUCGUUCUUCUUCGUCAGCGUCUGCCUCCUCAAAGACGAACAAACAGCGGACGACGGAGAUCGCCGGGGCUGAACCGAAGCCAAACGGCUCUGUGACUGUGCAGCCGUAUGGGGAGGCAGUGCAUACCAUUCCACGACAGAGUGUUGCGAGGCAGGUGGCUCGGCUGGAGGCGCAGGGUUUCCGGCCACCUGAUGCUUCGUGCACCUUGCAGAAGCACUGCCGCAGUGCGUCACACGACAGUCGAUGCCAGGAACGGCUACACUGCAAAGCACGUGGAGGACAAUCGACCUCGCAACCAGCUGCUCCAUUUUGAGUGCCUGUGAGUGCGUGGGCUCCCAUUCACCUCCGACAUUGAAGGACUCAUCAGUGAUGGUGUUCCUUCCUUGUGUGAAAUGAACUGAUAGCUUUUUAGUGUAGUUUAUGUCAUAGGAGCAGUGAGUAGGCGUAAGCAAUUCUACAUACCCAAGAUUUGUGCGAGUCAUGCAUGAGGCACUUGAAGCGAAUGCUCAAGCACAUUAUUUGUACCGGUGUGAUGCUUUGGCUAGUAAUCAAGAAAGUUCGAGCUUAAAUGAUCACACAAAAGGUCAUUUUGUGUGCAUGGAGGAUAUCAAGGUGCUAAACUGCUAGUUUUAAACAUCAGGGGCACUGAGGGGCUCAAUAUUUAGUAGAUACUACAUGAAGCGAAGAACAGUAUGAGAGAAAUGGAACAGUUAAAAAAAAUUGAGCUGUGAAAUUAGUAACUAAUAAUUAAACUUGCCAUAAGCCUAAUUAUGAACAGAAACUUGUCUUUCAUUUUUCUUCCUCGCUUCCAUUAUUAAACAUUUUAUGUAUAGCCCAAAUUUAAGUGUUGUUUACCUACUUUGUCACAGUUUAGAAACUUUCCCCAUUGCUUUCCUUGGAUUCAUUGUCUGUUGGCUUCAUACAGUUUUAAACUUGUUUCAUUUUUUGCGUUAUCUGUGUUGCUGACUAAAUUUAAGAAGCUAAUCUAAAAGCAGCAGGACUAUUGCUAGGUAAUCGGGAAAUAUAACUUUAUCUUCCUGUGCUUGAACCUUUAUUGUUUCAUAACAUGAUAAGUGAUACAAACAUAUUUUUUUGAUGACUAUAUGCCACAUUACAUACAAGUGUUCAAGAAAUGGGACCAGAGUGUUCAUUGCCUAUUCGCAUUUUAAUAUUUUGGCAGGAAUUUUUUAUUUAAUUGCGUUACACAAAACGUGCAUCGGCCAGUUCAGCCACUUUAUCAAAUUCAAGUAUAAAUGAUCAUCAUUGGUUAGCAUUUUUUUUGCAACGCGAUAUGGGCCGGGAUAAUGUAAAACUAUACCAGCAUGUUUUUAUUCCAGAUCCACCAUUAGUCCCCGGUGAGAGGUCAAAAUGGCCUGGGCUUCGCACAAAUGGGUACAGUGCUCGCCCAUAUGGGCGGAGCCCGGGCUAUUUCGACCCAUCACGGAGGGUGGAUUUGGGACAAAGACAGGUUGGAAUAGUUUUGCUUUAUUCCGGCCCUGAAAACAACCUAUUUCUGGGGUGUUAACAUUCCCAACGUCUCAUUGUGAAUCUCAUUUUCUUUUCGUCAACACUGGUCAGCUUUUGGAGGCGACAAGAAUGCCUCCGUUCAGCAAAGUGUGAAGCAGAAAGGUGCAUCUAUGUAGGGUGACAGUGCUAGUUAGUGUGUGUGUGUGCUUUCUGUGAGAUGGUGUUCCUUGACGGUUAAUUUCCCACUCCAUAUUUAUUAAGCUACAAUUGUAUGCUCAACAUGCCAUAGCUUCCCUUUUAGCGAGCGCUGAAAUGCAUAUGUGCUCUUUCGAGGAGAGCAAAUGUAUGAGGAUAUCAAACGUAUGGUGGUAUUGCACAUCCUCAGGCAACUUGUACCUGCAAACAAGCUCCACUCCGCUAAUUUGCUUUUACAAGAACUUCUUUGUUUGUGAAAAAAAAAAAACUAUGCAUGCAAAACAAACUUUUCACAUUUCUAUGAAUUGCUCAAGCCAAGUAAUGUUUUAUGGUUCACUUGCAUAAUGCAGGCAUGCGAAGUUGAAAAAUAAUAAAAUUGUAUAACUCUUGUCUGAAAUUCACCAGUGUGGAAAAACGAAAACUGCUUUUAUGUAAGUGCAAUAAUGGGAAUGCUUGAAAUGAUGAAAUCCUUUUUUUAGCAUUCGUAAAUAGUUGCAUCCAACAAUAUCCACUGAGGAUCUGAAUGCUUCUUGACAAAAUAAAGCCAUCAAAGUAAAAAAAAAAAAUUCCCUUCGACUCUUGCAGAGUGUGAUCAAAACUGCCAAAACUGCUAAACAUUGCUGUAAACUGUUGGACUGCUUUAAUUCACUGUUGUCAACAAUUUCAGUCAGUUUGAUGUUAUUUCAAAUCAAAAUUGAAUGCCAGUGUUUAAUUUAAAAGCACAUAGAUCUAAAGUGUCUGAAGUAUGGCUGCUGCUCUCUGUGAACGGUGACCAAGUUGGUUUUAGUUGCUAUUUUGAUAUUUUUGGGGAAUUGCCAGACAUCGGGAAAUCUUAUUAUGAAGGGCGAAACUAAAAUGCAUAAGAAGCAACAGUAAUACCAAUAACAUCUUGGGUACUUUCUCUUGGAUCAUCUGCACCAAUUUGUUGUUGACUAAAGCUGGUUGGGUACUGCAUUUCUAAGCAUGAAAAAACUGCAUCUGUUGUCAAAGUUUUCUGAUCUAUUUGCUUAUCACUGCUAUCACUCCAAGUGCUUCCCCUGUGACUGUAAGGAUUCUUGAUAAACGCUGAUCGAUUAGCAUUCCUUUGAUUUUAGAAAGCGUGGAUUGAAUCCAUUUGUAAGGUAUGUUGUACUAUUAUGUUGCCUCCAACCAACAUAUUGUCUUUUUAUGGCAUUUCUGGCUUACUAUUGAAUACACAGAAACUUCCAGAAGGUCUGCACUUCUUAUCACUGUGCCACUGCAGUGAUAUUUGCGAACAGAUCUUUCCUUCUGCGUACAAGUCAUAGUGCCAUAAAAAAAUGAAGCCUCAUUUGUAACAACAUUGAGAAAUAACUUGAUGUUGACCCAUGCUAAUGUGUUCAAACAUAAGCGCAUGCAAGCUGUCAAACCAUGGCCUCUCUGGCAAUUUUUAUUUGCACAGUGUGACCUGCAUGAUUUCGGAAGCCAUAUGUCUGGCUAGCUACCUUGCUUCAUAACAAUGUUAAAGCACAAGUGUUGUGAACUCAUUCCCAUGCUUCGAAAAUGGAAGUGGUGGCAAGCGUGAAGAGUGAAGUUGAAUUACACUGGUUGAGCCGAACUGCAUUUUGUUCCUCUGUCGUGAAGAGCCUGCCCUUCGUUGGUUAGUCCGGAUUGGGGUCCCAUUUUCCAGUUCUGUAUCAACUUGCACCACAGUAGAUAGCUUCAUCGCUCUAUUUUCGAGUAGAUCCAACCAGAAGUAUGAUAGUGCCAUUUCUGGUUGCUGCAUGUAAUGGCUAUUAUCAAUUGUGGAGCAGUGUGAUUUUUUCUGCUUGAUUUGAGAGGGAGAAAAAAAAUUUGAGAGGGAGAGUAAACGGGCUGAGCCAGCAUGCUGUAAGCUGUUCCUUGGCCCUGGUGCAGAGAGAAAAGGGGCAAGAAAAAAAUAUAUGGAUAACACAUUUGAGUAUGCAGGUUUCACAGGCCUUUUUUAAUCAACUCGCUCCCACAACAGAUCACUACUCUUUGCCUUUGAGGCAUGGAUUCAACAAGAACUUCUAUGGCACAUCAUACCACUCAUGGAAGCUGCGUGUGGUGACUUGCGCUCGGACCUAUUGUGGGAAAUCAUUUCUUGCAAAAUCAAGGCAUCAUUCGAGGAUUUAUGUAGCCACUAAAGCAUGACAAGUCGAAUUCAGCGUAAGUGAAGUUCAGCUGUGUGCUGCUCGAGUUCAUAUGACACUGUUUGGCCUGCUGUGCUGGUUUCUGCUCAAAAGACAGCACAAGGAUGAACAACUGUGCGGUGUUCAUAUCUAAGUGUCAUUGAUGUGACCAAGAGGCAAUUAGGAGAUUUGUCUGCAACAUGCACAGCCACUUGUGGUUCUGGUUGGAUCUCAAUGGGGGCAUGACCACGAGGGAUGUGCCACGUCUAAAGGUUCUGCUGAAACAAACCAGUGUUAUACUUUCAGGCCUGUACGUGGCGAUGGUGCAGCUCAACUUCUAACUGUGCAGUUUUACUACCUAAAACAGUGUGUCUUUUGGAUAUAGACACUGAAAGGUUACUGUUCUCACAAAUGUUUUUCAUGCACAGUGUCACUCAUGCAUGGAACUUGGUACAGUGCGUCUAGUAGACAGCUGCUGUGAAGUUACCCUUUUACUUUUCUCUAAAACUUCAAAAUCAUUUCAAAUUUGAUUGCAUUAAGAAUUGUAAAAUGUAACAUCCCAAAACUGCAUAGUUUGUUAUGAGGGUUUGCCAUAAUGGAGGGUUCUGGAAGGAAAGUAAGAAAAGUGGAUUGCGUGUUGCCAACUACGUCACUGCCGACUUUUUACACCUACAGCCAAGUGGAACAUGGUUGGUCACUGUAAUAACAGCUAUGUCCUCUCAGGUUAAACUCUGUGGGACAAGGUGGUGCUACCAGCAUGACGAACAGGUGUGCAUGAUGCUGACAUCUUUGCUUGGAGUGAAAUGUGAACAGCGUUACAUCUUCAAUGUCACUUUUUGAGUUAUUGAUCCAGUCAGAGUUCUGUUUCUUGAAACAGCAGAUUGACAAAAUGAGUCAUGCUGUUUAUUUGCACUUGCAGCACUUGGAAACAACAUUCCAUUGUGUGCACUCUGUGAAAUAAAUGGACAGCAUAGUACUGGCACCCGAGUAAGCCUUUUACAUAAUAUUAAUUACCUAUAUGUGCUGUUUGAAUGAGUAAUGGUAGCUGCCCUGUGCACAUGUGACUUUAGCAGUAUGUACAUUAAAAAAUACUGUGUACUUCAUUAAAAGGAAAAGCACUUUGCCUAUUGGACAGUAGUACGUGGCUUGGACUAUACCCUUGGCUUACAUGGUGCAGGUGUUAGCCGAGAAAUGUAGAUGUGUUAUACAAAAAACGCAUAACCUCCACAUUUGUGGAAACUAAGAUAUUGAUUUAACAACCCUGUAGAAGAGGAACCACAGUUUUCGAAAAUAGAUGGUUGAAGGUAUGCUAUGAAAAAGAUGAUACUAUGAACGUGAUUGGUGUCCUUGUGACUUAUUUCCAGUAGUCCUGUAGGCAGGCAUUAUGCCCCUUUUGGUGUCACGUGCCAGACUGCUCUUUGCUUUUCCUUUCCUCUCUUCCAAGUGUGUAUGUCUCCAAACCAAAAAAUAAUAAUUAGGAGUGGGAACCAGACUCAUAAUUGCAAAAAGUGCACUGCUGUAGGAACCUUUCAUGUGAGGGCAGCAUUAAUUUAGUAAGUUAACCAAAAUCAUUUUCAGUUGCAUAUGUGCCAAGAACAUUUGAGUGCUCCCAGCAUUUUUAGCCUACUUCGCCGACAUAGGCAUGCUGCGGCCGUCUGCUAUCUAGCCCCUGAACCAUCGCUAUCGCUUGUGAAAAAAGAGAAUUUUACAUGUCCGUCUGAUAAAAAUGGGAAUGCGUGCUCUUCUAGGUGCCAAUGAAAAUUGCCCUUCCGCCUGAGAAAGACUCCUAUGCGUUUGCACCGUAGUUCAUUCAAAGUCGGAUAUGCUGGACCCCAAUUCUACGAUGCCAGGAGGACGAAACUGGCCGCUGUUGGGAGGCCACAUUUAGGGAAGUUUUCUUUGCGACUGCUGAAGGUGUAGACACUGUCGUUUGAGGUGGUGCUGUGGUUCGGGGGUGUACUAAUAUAUUAGCAUUCUUAGCCUAUUUCCUCCACUACAGAUUGCAUAUAAAGGUGUCUUCGGCAAUAGGGUUUGUCACUACAUUGCUUGAAUCAUAAUCCCAUAUAACACCGACGGACAUCGUGAGAUCGGUCCCUAUAUAGUUGCGAUUACAGAAUAGGAAGAACAGCAGCCAGGCGUGAUUGCAGCUGUGCAAUUAGAUGGACACUACAGGAGGCAAAGAGAUGCUCUGAACUCGUACUGUGCAUUCAAGGUUGGUCUGGCCUUUUCUGUACUUGUGCGCUGUGGGUUGAUACAAAAGCGAGAGUAAUGCGAUCACAGGUGCACCUUUAUCUCGGAACUGAAAUUGUGCAUGAUAAGUUCCCAUAUGAUGGCUGUAGACACUUGUGAAUUAUGUGUUGCAUAGAACAAGAUAAUUUCUGUGGCUUCUGUCCCAGGUGUCGUAUUCUGAUCCUUGUGUAUUGGUGCAAUGAUGUAAUAAUCAUCUGUGCCUGGGCACUGAAGAGUUGAUACUCGUCACAAUUUUUACAGAGCAAAUAUUCCAUGAAUAUCUUUACCAUUAUGAUUGUACUGUUGGCUAAUAUUGGGUAAUUUUUUGGCAUUAUAGCAAAGCCAGCAUUUGUGAGGAUGAUUAUGCUGAGUCAUGUGCUGUACAUGAUGUGCCUUGUUUUAACUGUGUGUUUGUUUUGUUUUAUCUUAUGUGAUGUGCUGGCAGCUGAAACUGGCAAUUUACAAGCAUUAUUGUAAACAAAAAAACAUGGUAUUCAGGGAAAUUGAGAGGUUUCCACAUGUAUAACUUGUCUUUUAGAAGUAUUUUUUUUUACAGCAAUUCUGUGCAUUGGGCUUUACGACUUUUUUUUUGCUAGACAUUGCCAUCACUUUUGUUAACACAGACAAGAUGUGCAUGUCAUGACCAUAUUGCGCACAAGUUCAUGAUUUGUAAGUCUCGGGGUUACAGACACUUUAACAUGAAAAGUUGGAUAGAACCCGCUACAGUAGCUUAGUGGCUACGGUGUUGCACUGCUGAGCUCGAGGGUGCGGGUUUUAUCCUUGCCGUGGUGGCCACAUUUUGAAUGCAAUAGCACUUGUGUACUGUGCAUAAGGUGCACGUUAAGAACGCCAGGUGAUCAAAAUUAAUUUGGAGUCCCCCAUUAUGGUGUGCUUCGUAAUCAUGUUAUUGUUUUGGCAAGUAGAGCCCAAGAAUAUAAUUUUCUUUUUGUUUUAAGUUGGAUCAUAUGACACAGUCUCGCGCUUAUACACAAAAAGAGACGAAUGUGUUUAGUGGAUUUCCACAACUGUUUUCGAGCGGCAAUGGUGAAGUGCACUGGCAUGCUUUCAAUAAAAUUUUAAUCAAAGAGCCACCAUUGCAGCCUGCAUCAGAGCCCCGAACUUGCUUUGAAUGUAACUGUUGAGAGUUAUAGAUGUUACCUUACAUAUACCUCACUUCAGUAGACAACUUAUUUGUGUUUACUAUGGCCAGUCAUCUGCAAUUUUUGUUUCUCAGUUUGCAUUAAUCUGUACACUUUGGAGGCCAGCUAGGAGGGGCCUAAAUCUUCAAAUAUAUUUUGCAGGUGUCGCGUCAACGCCUUUUUACCGGUUUAGGUUGCAUGCAUCUGCAGAAAAACAUCAGACUUCCACAGCAAGGGGCACUACUCGUGAUAAAUUGAUGGAUAAAUUUCAACAAAUUUUUAUCGUGCUCAGCUUUCUGGUAAAGGCUAUUUGUGUGCUCCAAACUUUCACGUCAAACUUGGGCUGUACAGAGAGCCCACGAUGCGGUGGUUAGGCUCGGCCUACCAGUUCCCUUUGUGGGAGCUGCCCGCAGCUCUGCCCUAGGGCAAAGCUUCUCAGGACCUUGUAAUUAAAGUUCUUUGUCUGUC